This is a messenger RNA of Cotesia congregata, 381 nucleotides long. NCBI's taxonomy places the organism in Eukaryota, Metazoa, Arthropoda, Insecta, Hymenoptera, Braconidae. The record is from the annotation of a GenBank genome assembly.
UUAAAUACUUUUGCUGUGAUCUUGUUGGGUGUCGUAGCUGUUAGUUUUGCAGCUCCAGGCUACGAUCAUCACAAGCAUGUAGUGAUCCAUGUGCCCUACAAAGUACACACAGUCCAUCACCAUCACGUGAAAAAGGUCCCUUACCCAGUGCACCACGUAGAAAAGGUCCACGUCCCAGUUCACCAUGUUGAAAAAGUACAUGUUCCAGUACCCUACCCAGUGGUGAAGAAAGAGUACGUGCCAGUCAUCGAGAAGGUUCACGUUCCUGUCCACAUCCCAGAGCACCAUGAGCAUCAUGAGCAUCAUGAGCACCACAUUCCCGAGCACCACGAAGAAUCUAAAUGGUCCUUCGACGACGAUAAGAAAGGAUGGUGGGAUUAA